UGUGACACGUUCUGUUCCUCCAGCUCAAAAGGUCCUCUGAUUUCUUUCCAGGUCAAAGAUGGAGACGUGGACAGACAGUCAGGGUAAAAAAAUUUACCCAGUGACUCAACAAUCGCAGUCAAAUCGCAUCGCCCUGCUGAUCAAUACUGAAACGUUUACUACAAGUUUAUACAAAUGUAGAGCUGUGAAAGAUGAGAAAGUCAUGCAAAAUCUACUUCAAACUCUUGGAUAUGAGGUAGUGAGAUGUGGGGACAUUACUGCAAAGAUGAUCGAUAAACCUCUGAAAGAAUUUUCUGAACACCCAAAACUGGCCCUCACAGACAGUGUGUUUGUGACUUUGGUGUGUUAUGGAGGCACGGGAACUGAGGAGUUUGAAAUUGACCAAAUCUUUCAGCACUUAAACACAAAGAACUGUCCUGCACUGAAGGACAAACCAAAGAUCAUCAUUAUUCACGCCUGCAGAGGAGUGGGGGAGGAAUCGGCGGAUUUACUUGAUAGAAAACAAUUUGUGCCCACAGAUGACAUCGAAUCUCUGUCAGUGAACUCUGUCAAAGGUCCUCGGGCACAGAAUGAAAAGGAUUUCAUCAUUUUUCAUUCCAGCACCACUUACACAGGUUCAUACAAACAUGAAACAUACGGUUCGGCCUUUAUCCAACAUAUCUUUGAGGCUGUCAGGAAGCACUGCCUUACAGAUGACAUUGAGGAAAUAUUCAGAAUGGUCAUGCAAAGCUUUGAAGAAUUCCCAUCUGAACAGAUGCCAACCAAAGAGAGAGACACUCUGACAAAGCGCUUCUACCUGUUUCAAAGUUAGUGUUACAGAUUUUUGAUGUGACUUUAAAAUUUUGUGUUGUUUUGGGAUGACAGGACACAUGAGACUGCAUGAAAUGUUCAGUAUGGUUUAUUCACAUUAAUGAGCGACUGAUGGAACUAAAAACUGAUGAUGAUGAUGAUGAUGAUGAACAAAACAGAAAAGUAUCCCACAACAUUAAUUUCCCAGUGGACAGCUCUG
Oreochromis aureus is the source of this 1009-nucleotide messenger RNA. RefSeq names its product caspase-1-like. The transcript has 6 exons. Gene Ontology annotation, cellular component: protein-containing complex. Bases 59 to 811 code for a protein of 250 amino acids. NCBI's taxonomy places the organism in Eukaryota, Metazoa, Chordata, Actinopteri, Cichliformes, Cichlidae. The record is from RefSeq and is a predicted model, not a curated record. Gene Ontology annotation, molecular function: caspase binding; cysteine-type endopeptidase activity. Gene Ontology annotation, biological process: proteolysis.